GACGGGAAUACAACAUGGCGCGCUGAGGGAACGGCUCGGCGGGGCUCGGGGACCCGCAGGCGAGCGCAGGAUGAACAAAUAUAAACCAGUUUGUAAGAUAGGAGCGGGAACGUUUUCUGAUGUCCUGAAGAUGUUGAGUCUUAGAGAUGGAAAGUACUAUGCAUGUAAAUGCAUGAAACAACAUUUUAAAAGUAUUGAACAAGUGAAUAAUCUGAGUGAAAUACAAGCCCUGAGGAGGUUGAAUCCACAUCCUAAUAUCCUUACAUUACAUGAAAUUGUUUUUGAUAAAAAAGCUGGCUGCCUUUCACUGAUAUGUGAACUUAUGGAUAUGAAUAUUUAUGAGCUGAUAAAAGGACGGAGAAAGCCAUUAUCUGAGAAAAAAAUAAAGAACUACAUGUACCAGUUAUGCAAAUCUCUUGAUCACAUACAUAGAAAUGGGAUAUUUCACAGAGAUGUGAAACCAGAAAACAUAUUAAUAAAGCAGAAUACCCUGAAGUUAGCAGAUUUUGGAUCUUGUAGGACGAUAUAUUCUAAGCAGCCAUACACAGAAUAUAUCUCCACACGCUGGUACCGAGCACCUGAAUGCUUGCUUACAAACGGCUACUAUAGCUACAAAAUGGAUGUAUGGAGUGCUGGCUGUGUUUUCUAUGAAAUCACAAGUUUUCAGCCUCUCUUUCCUGGAUCUAAUGAUCUAGACCAAAUUUCAAAAAUCCAUGAUGUGAUAGGCACUCCUGCCAACAGAACUCUCAACAAGUUCAAGCAGGCAGCUGAUACACAGGCGUUGGCCACGCACAAAAAACAUUCUCUUAGGAAAGCCCAGGAGAAAGCAAAACGUCAGCAUGGAUUUCCUUGUGGAGAGCUACCAAUGUUAAGACCUUCUGGAGCAGCUAACUUGCCUUCCCUUCCUACACCUACUUCGCAGUCAGUUUUUCCUGCAGCUAAGAAAAGUGGUGCAACCUCUGUGCUGCAGUCUGUUAGAUUUAUUGGAUCCAAUAUGGAGGUACAGAUUCUCACUUGCUCGUUAAUGUAUAACAAGAUAGGUUUUAUGGAGCAUAUUUUAAACUUCUGUUGUUUCUUCAACAGUCUGAGAAACAGAAGACCCUUCAGUCUUCCCUAAAACAUUACCACUUACCUGCUAUAGAACGAAGAGGAGAAGGUUACUGGCCAUUUUAAGGUAUUGAGAGUGUGAAGAAAAACAAGAGUAUGCAGUGAUCACUGUUAGAGAUCCAACAAGAACAACAGUGCUUUAUUUUGUGUUUUUCUGACAAUUGUCAGAAACCUCCCAGAGCUAUAAAGGGCUGCUCACCUAAUGCUUUGGUGUGCUGCUACCAAAGAUGAUCGAUGUUUAAUUAAACACUCUGCACUGGACUUUCUAAAUAUAUAUAUUUUUUCCUUUUAGAACCCGACAGAAGAAGGGAUUGGUUAAAAAUAACAAGAGGAUUUGAUGAGGUUCAGUAUUAGGAAUGGAACGUUGUCCACAGAAUACAGGGUUUCAUAUUAGAUAAUAAAUGACUGCUAACUUCUGGAAAGUAUUUACUUCCUGUAUUCAAUGACUUCAACCUCAAGCUUUACUGAGAACUUGCAGAUUAUACAAACAUAUGUUUGAUUUUGAUCAAGUUAGCAUAACUGGUCAACAUUUUUAUAUACCCACCAGUUAAAAGGGUAAGCAACUUUUUAUCUGAUUCAAGAGCAAACCAGCUAAGACUCUACUCACAUACUUGUCUUAGCGGAGGAACUGCAGUCCAACAGUGGAACAGAGAAAAGGGAGACUCAAACAGCAGAAUGCAACGGCACAGGUAGGUGCUGCUUCUCUUUUUAGUUGAAAGUCGUACUGAGGAAGGUCAUCUUCCUCCUACUUCUAAGUAGAAAAUAAUUCCUAACCACGAUUAUAUCAGAAGUGAGUGUGAAUACAUGAAGACACGGUGACCAGCUGAGUUAUACUGUCCUGCUGCUGAUAGUCAUCUUUGUUUGUUAGAGGUUCAUACUGUUGAAACCAAACAGGUGGAGAGCUUGAGCGGUAAUAAGGCAAUCCAAUAUUUGAAUUUCUAACAUUGGUUUAUUUAAAAAAAAUAAUAAAUUAAAAGGUGUGAUGCUAAGCUUAGGAAAUGGAUUGAAGGACUGCAGCUCUACAGGCAACAAAGUACAAGCAGUAACCUCCAACGUUUUACAUUUUCUGCUCUGAGCUUAUCCGGUGGUUUGUGCUUUUUUUCCUCAAGAGCAGAUGGUGAAAUAAGGUUCUCCGACUUUGUAUAUCACAGCAAUUUUCUCUCACAUCAGUAUUUGAGGCUGUUGGCCUGUUAGAAUAAAAAAAAAGCAAUUCAGCAGAUUGCUUUUGCUAUGAAAAUUGGGUAUGUCAUAUGAAGCACCACUGUGGAAUGUUUUCUUCAUUUAUUUUAAGCUUUCAGGUGGAUCUUGCACAUUUGGGCACAUACAGCACUUCAUGGACGUUUAUUUAAUAGCAAGUUCCUUACUAUUCUUCUGGAAACCAAAUAUAGUUCUCUGACUGUUGGAUUGGUGGGCAAACUUGAGUUUUCCCACUUGCUUUCUAGUUAAAACACAUUCAACUUUAAAAUAUAAAUUGGCAAGCAAUCCUUCCAGCUAAAGUUCUGCAUUGAGACCAUCUCCUUCAUUAUUUAAUUUGCUUUAACCUACAGCUAUUUUUUCCUACCAUGUUAAGAGCUAUGCUUUUUAUAGAACUCUACAUUAUUUCCAGAUAAGUUGUUUUCUUUUUCUUCCUAAAAUCAGUUUUCCCAUAGUGAAGAAAGGAUGGGGGGUGGAAGACUUCCAGGUGAUUGCCCAGUGGUAGAGAUACUGCAAAAAUCCAGCAGCACACACGGACUCCUUCUUUGCUAUUCAACUAUGAUUUGUAGCAGGACGUGCUCUGCAAACAGGUAUGUAUGUAGCUGCUGUUAUUACCCUGAUGUUGGAUGCUAUGAUCCUUAUGGUACUGUUGUUGUUUUUUUUUUUCCUACAGCUGGUAAAUUACAAAAAGUCCUUUAAAGGCCUUUAUUACAUCUUUUCCUCAGCUGUUUCACUUUGACUCAAACAGUAUGAAGCACUCAUACAAAGAACUCUCCAGGGAGGUAACUGCAUUAGUUUUUAGUGACAAGGUUUAUCUGUAUUUUAACAGCUAAACCCAAUACGUUAAUAAAACAGAACUUCUGAACAAUAAUGCUGCUCAGUUUCAGUAUUUUCCCCAUUCCUUCUAUUUUAGAAAACCCCAAGUAUAUUCGAGUUGUAAAGUACAGUUCUGUCUUUAAGUGAUGUAGACAAUCCAAAUGCCAGUUUAUAAAUACAGCUGGCACUUCUUUAUGUGCCAGCUGCAUGACGAGAAUAAGAGAUGUAGUUACAAGCAGCUAUGCAGUUGUUUCUCUCCAGGUUUUCAUUCAUCUCCUGCCUAAAGGUGCCUAAUGGUUACUUGCAAUUAGAAGCAUUCUAACCCAGCUACGUGGCUGGGAGCAGGACGGGCAGUUGCUGAAUUACGGCCUCAUGCACAGCUUGUGCCUACUGUCAGGCAUGCUGCACUCUCAGGCUUGUGGCCUCAGCUCUGCUCUGCUGACCCAAUGCCCAUCUGCAAGACUGGCCAAGAGGCUGCGUGUUUCUGCUCAGCACUGAGAGAUGCCAGGGACGCGGGUCAUUGCUGGGGCUUGGGAUGAAACAGCAGCUCUCUUUUUUUCAAUCUUUGCAAGAAAUGCCAAAAAGCAGUUGAAAUGUUCUGUUGCCAGUGACUUAAAUUUGUGUUGAGACAAGCAGCAUUAAACUUUACUUAUGCGUGAGGUGCGUUUCCAUAAUAGUUAUCAAUUUGAAACUGUUGAAUUGUAAACGAGAUGCCUCUAGGAGGGAACAACAAGUUGUCUCAAAACCAUGUCUUCUGCAUGCUGACAUCACUUUAAGUUUGCCAGGUCAGAAGGUGGCUGUGUCUGCUCCCGCUGGAUCAUUCACUUCUAACCUCCCAGACAAACAGGCAGCAUUACGGAUUACAGAAUCCUCGCCCCACAAAGCUUCUGCGAGAUUUCCGCUGCCUGAUGUGCUUUGAGAUCAACCAUGAAGAAUGAGAACGGACCAAAGUUACUUCAUUUUCCUAGUCAAAAUUCAACUAUAUUAAACAUGAAGCAAUGUUCCAGGUGAGGUUUUUCAAAAGGAAUUUGUUCUACAAAGUUUAUAUUAUAUUUCUGUACCAAACAUUUAAUUCAACAAAGGAUUGAUUACAUCAAAACGGAUCAAAUUUGAACAGAAAGUAAACAAAAAUGCAUAUUCAAGAUAGUUUAAUAUGUAUUUUCUGAAUUAGAAAUAUCACUUUCUUAAAUGACUGAGUUUCUAGUGUAAUGAUCCAUUAAUCCCCUCCCCGUCACUGAAUUACAUUAUUUAUACAUAUAAUACAGAGCUGAUUGCAGUUGGAAACAACAAUAUUAAAAUAAAUGUUUAAUAGAUACAAAGGAUCUUCUCUCCACAACAUAGUUUUUCUGGUGUUUAGACACCGAUUUUAAAGUAAUUUUCUAUUAGCAUUAAACUAUUUAAGUGCAAAACAAUUCUGUUUUAAAAAUCUAUGAUUGCAGCAUCCAUCUUCCUGAAUAACAUUUGAAGCCGGAAAGUAAUGACUUUCAUGUUCUAUGAGUGCAUUCCAGGCUGUCCUCUCGCCACCUCUGGUUAAAAAAAUCAGUGCAAAAUAAACAAUGGUGAAGUACUAAUUUAACCAUUGAGCUUACUUCAAUUUAAGAAACAUACUUUAUUUUACACUAUAUAUAUUUUUAUUUAUAUAUUUAUAUAUAUAGAUUAAAUUACACUGGACUUCAAAAGUAUAAAGAAAACCAAAAAUGUUACUAUAUUUUUUACCGCAGCACCAAAGGAAGCUUUUUUUUUCAAAUGAAAACUUCCUUGGGUGAGCAGCUAGCAGUAUUAGCUGUAAUAAGAACUCAUUACAUUAUUCCUUUUCAAAUUACUAUGUGAUUCACAUAAUUCCAUGUUUACACUCUGCCACAUUAUAAUUUGUGAUGCUCUUUGCCUGAAGAACGGCUCCUGGUUCCAUUGCCAUUACUUCUUGUCCUGUGUUCAGAGAUUUGCUAGCAGUAGUGUGGUGGCUAUACUACAGUUCCACUUGGAGAAUUGGCCUGGUUUUGGGAUGACAAUAAACCCUGCAAACAAAGCAGUUUACAUUAAUCCAGCAAGAGAACCUGAGAGUACUUUUAUAAAAUUAUUAGCCUGAAGCUAAAAUUAGUACAAUUUAGUUUUACCACCACUUGCUUACUGAAGGUAUCAGCACCUCCUUCCCCACAAAAGAACCUCAGCCACUAUGGUAUCAGUCAGCAGCACACAGAAGAGCUUUCAGUACGUCAGGACGCGUGUGCGUUUCAGACGCGCGGUGCACAGGAUUCCAGCACUGGGUUUCAGUCUGCCUUGCGCCCCAAAGAUGGUACACCAAAAAGCGAUCGUUUUGGGGGUGUCAACAAACACAUCUGGCUCAGGAGCAGCAAGGUUGACAACUAACCUGAUACAGGAGAACGUUCAGUCUCAUAUGCUACUGAACAUUACAAGCUUUAAACAGAAAACUAGAUUCUCUAACCGAAUACUGAGUUAUUUAUGUCAUCGUAAGGAGAAGGACACACUGAGUCAGAGUUUAGUGAAAUUUCCCAUUACAACUUAAGCUUGUGUUCAGAAUUUAUUUAAUCUGCAGUGCCAUUCUAAUAAGAUGAGACUUUAUUUCAAGUGUAAUUCUGCUCCUGUGUGGCAGCCCUAGCUCAGCAGGGGCUACCGUUCUGAGUUAAGGCAGCCAUACCAGGGGCAAAAGACCCCACUUUCGAUGCAUGUGUAGUAGUCCCUUUUUAUUUAUUCACAUAAAAGGAACCGUACACCAGUUAUUUAGGAAAAGCUUAAUAUCUAAUUACAAUUUCAUUUUCUUGCAUUGUCACUAUUUACUUAAAACUGCCAGCAGACUCACACAAUGGCAGCUAAGCUGGAAGCACACCAGUGACCAUCGCUGUGCCACUUGCACUACAUGGUGGGCAUGAUAAAUGCACUUUUACCAAUUCCUCUCAAUAGCUACCAGCUUAGUUUCUUACCUCAAAAAUAAAGUUCCUGUGACUCAUCAAAGCCGACAGGUUUGGGCAGCAGUUAACACACAGUGCAGAAUUAGGUCACAUCUUUAGAAUCUACAGGAGCUCUUUCUUGCUUGGGCUGCAGAACUGAAAAGUCACUACUGAUGGAGAAAUAUCCUGACCACAGACAGGGGUGGAAAGGGGACUGGAUUCAACUGGGCUGGGUUCAACUCAGAGACGCUGCAUUUUCAGUAAGAAGAAAAAGUUUCAUUAUUAUUAUUUACGGAGUAACGAGAAGGCACACUUUUAAAAGCAAACAACUGAAGCACUCCUGACAGUUUUUACCAAGAAAGGUUUCAAAGCAAGGAAGACGAAACACAACUCUACAGUUCAUUUACCGAAGCCUUCUUCAGAAGUCAAUUAUAUCCAGCAACAACUGGAACGUCUUUCUUGCAAGAUUACAUCCACUAAGCAAGUUUCAUGUACCCUGGAAAAAGAUGUCCAAAAAGUAUUAUUGUAAAUCUUUAAUAAGAAGGACAAAUGGUUCAUAUGCAAAUAUGUGCUUUAUAAGCACACAGAAAAUAGUAGGGAUCUUUCAGGAGGAUCAAGCUCAAGCAAAGAGAAAUAAGCACUAUUCUAAUACUGCAUUUGUAAUGCAACCAUAAUUGAGAAAUGAAGAGUCAUUUAUUUUCCCACAGCUCCUGCAGAAACUGGUAGCAAGUGCUGAAAUGCAAUGUGGUGCCUGAUUCCCCAGCGACUACAACCAGCUCUGGAACACGUAAGUUCCAAGACCAGGCACACAGAUUCUCUCAGCCCUGGGUUCAUCUUCCACGCUGUGCAUAUUCCCUGCAACCAAAGCCCACACAGCUGGCACACGAGCAGCCCUUGUUCUAAAUGAUUCCUGCAUCUGUGAGCAGGCAGGGCACAGGGACACCAAACUGCAGAGAACGUUAUGAUCGAUGCGUGUACACAUCCUAAAACUUAGCAAGUAUCUUCUUCAAACAUGACCAAGUUACAGCAGUGCAAUUGCUAUCCCAACAUUCACUUCUGUGCCACUGGUCAGUGUUGUGAGUUCCUCUGAACACUUAGUCUUCCAAAAUCAUCUCAGACCAUGGAUGGUCAUACAAGGAAAGCAAGAAGGUCAGGGCUUCAGGUGUGAAAGUUUUAUAGAGGAAGGUAAGAAUUUAAGAAUUCCAGGUAGGUCCUGAGUAGCAAGAAAGAUUCUGUGGAGUUCUGCCACAACAAAGCAGCUUUAGGAAGUCUUGUUUAGAAAAGCAUGCGACAGCUCCCGAAAGUUUUGGUACAAAAACUACCAUGUCAGACUGCGAUCUGUAAUACAAAGGCUGUGGGACUGCAAUAUUUCAACUGACAUUCUCCAGGAAAAAGGUUGUAACAACCUCAAAAGUUCCCGUGUGGAAACAAAGGAUGAAGGGAUCAGAGCACAGCGCUUUCUGUGGUGAAACCACCCAGCCUGGGCAGGCGGGUGCUGAAGCAUGGAACAAAACCUGCAGCACCUCGUUAGAGCAACAGAAACACUGCUGCUUAAUAGCUGCGACAGAAAAAGUGAAUAAUGGAGAUAACACAGCUUCAGAUCCGCUGCGCCGAAGAGCACAUAGCGCACAUCAGCUUAGCUUAAGAACAAACAGACCGUACUCAGCAUGCAACACAGACAAAUCAAGAGAUUGUUCAGAAAAGUUUUGAAAAUAAAUGCAGCCUUUUAUUAGCACUGUUAUUCUGUCAGCACGUGAUGUUGGCAGGGGGCGAGAAACAGAGCAGUUAUGAAACUCAAGUCAGGAAUUGGAUAGGACCACCUUCAUCAGAACCUCAGAGAGAGCCCCAAGGAGGUGCUGCAUCAUUGCUGUUCCACUGGGCCUCUUUGGCAGAGGGCUGGGUUGUUUUUCUGCCAUCAGCAACGUGGAAGCAUCACACGUGCAGUCUCAGGGCACGCUGCCACACCACAUUGAUCCACACGUUCUCUGGCUUCCCGAAACACACAGCGCUUUGUGUAUUCAGUAAAAACUUUGAAGGCAUCAAUAGGGUUGCAUGGGAAUAAAAAGUGUAACAAACGCAAUCAAAAUGACCAUUUCCAUCCAAAUGCACAAUGCUCAGCCCUGUGGUCUGCUCAGAAAGCCCUGCAGAGGCCAGCCCUCACGAUUCCUGAGAUGGCAGGGAGUUGUUUUUAAGAUCUGGUUUUUUUCCUCAAUUACACGAAACACAGUUUCCUAAUAGAAACUCUGUGAAUAGUGUGAAAGAUCAGGAUGAGACAGCUGAUGGGAAAAACACAUCAGGAAGACACAGCUAAUCAGAAUAAAAGCUAUCAAUAGCGACAGAGUUGAUAUUUUCUUUAUGUAAAUUAGAACAGCGCUAAUUGGAGCCAAAGGUGUCACUGAUGUAGACAGCAAACUGCACAUUUGGACACAUGGUCAAGUCACCGUAAAGCUGCUGCCUAUGUGUGAAUGCACAGCUCUGUUACUGGAUGCUAACAGCAGCGACUGGGGAACUCGCUGGAUGGCAGAGCUCUGCACAAUUCUACUUUGCUUGGAAAUUGAAAAGUAGGUGAAAAAAGCAGCGAAGCAAACAGUUGAGUGCAAAUACAACCAAUGUAAAACUUUCUGGACGCACAGAGGCCAACAGGUCCCACAGUACACGUCACUAUUGCAAUUAGGCCAGCAACAAACAAUAGCGGAGUUAACGAACACCCAUGCAAAAAUGCCGUCGAUCUGUUCUGUCAUUGCUGCUAUGGCCAAUAUAUGAAAUAAUAAUUACUGGCAGAGCAUUGCGCACACAGUUAUUGUUCAAAACUGUGAUAUUCAGAGUCACCUGAAACAAAAAGUCGUCCAGACUGAGCGCUUCACUUGACAAAAGUCCCAGAGCCUAAUCCCGCGUUGGAGCAAUAAUAUGCCCCAACAAAAUGAGAUUUUUCACAUCUGUUUAAAAUCCUGCAGUCAAAUCAGCUGAAUUGGAUUAAGAUUAGCGUGAACAAAUGGCCAACAGAUUCUUAUACAGAUGAGUCAGCAUUUAUUAGCUUAAAUCACUGAACUGCAUAUAUUUACUAAAUCAGAUACUUAGUAAAUCAGUCUCUGACAGAGUCAAAAUUUAUCACUGAAGAAGGUUAAGGAAGUUCCAAGGCAGUGCUUGCUGAACAGUAACAAAACCUGCUACAGAGAAACAUUCUGUAUGGAAUUCAGCUAUCAGUUUGGCUCUGCCCUCCUAUCUUUACAAUCUGUGUACUGUAGAGUUCUAAAUGGUUGGCUUUGUUUUAUUCUAGUAGCGUUAUAGAAAAGUAUAACUUGAACCAUUUGGCAGAUCAGAUCUCCUGAAAGCGUGUAGUAGCAACACUUGCCCUUCUCUUCUCCAUAUCCAAAGGAAUUUUUCUUGUAACAGAGAUGCAUCACCAUUUUGCUUGCCAUCAAUGAAAAGCUGUUAGAAGACUAGCAAAAAAUCUUGCCUGUGUAGCAGUACAAGGUAUGGUUACAUCAAGACUAGUUUUUGAAUGGCAAAUGGAAGAAUUUUUGCUUAUUUUCCUGUUGGAGAAGAGUAAGGUGCAACUAAGCAUCACGGAAAGCACAGAAUGCUUUUGCCAGCAGAAACCUGAUUUCACUCAGUCAAUAAGAACUGCAGCUUCAUUCAGGCAGCGAUGGCUCACAUGGCCAGAACACUUCUCUCUCCAGUCUCUCCAAACUAUAAAAGCCAGUUAAGGUUUUAACUUUCUAGAUUAGAAAAUAACGCAAUUGAAAUAAACCAGGAGAAAAACUGGGGGAGAAUCAGAUGACUGAAGGGAAGCUCAUCUUGGUUAGUUGUAGAAUAAACAUGAUCUCAGCAUGACAAGAGAUGAAACAAAGGAAGAAGCACCUACCUAACAUCCAACUUGAAAAACAGAAAAUAAUGUGACCAAGCAAGUUAUUUCCUUGACAAGUUUGUGCAACGUCAUUAAAUAAAGGAAGGUGUCUUCUCGCUUG
This is a messenger RNA of Tympanuchus pallidicinctus (lesser prairie-chicken), 9991 nucleotides long. It is a transcript of the gene MOK, whose product is annotated as MOK protein kinase. The coding region runs from base 71 to 1117 and encodes 348 amino acids. The record is from RefSeq and is a predicted model, not a curated record. Gene Ontology annotation, molecular function: ATP binding; protein serine/threonine kinase activity. NCBI's taxonomy places the organism in Eukaryota, Metazoa, Chordata, Aves, Galliformes, Phasianidae. The transcript is spliced from 10 exons. Gene Ontology annotation, cellular component: nucleus; cytoplasm. Gene Ontology annotation, biological process: intracellular signal transduction; protein phosphorylation.